This is a messenger RNA of Amborella trichopoda, 1565 nucleotides long. RefSeq lists its product as uncharacterized. NCBI's taxonomy places the organism in Eukaryota, Viridiplantae, Streptophyta, Magnoliopsida, Amborellales, Amborellaceae. The record is from RefSeq and is a predicted model, not a curated record. Gene Ontology annotation, cellular component: Golgi apparatus.
UACCCCAUUGGAUAGAAUGUAACAUCGUAGUCCCUACAUCUUAUGCUCUUGCAAAUCACAAUAGAACAAGGAGUACACAAUAGAACAAGGAGUUCACAACAAAAUUAAGGUCUUUAAUGAUAAAAUGGCGCGAUUAUUUUAAUGGAGUUCUUCCCAAAAGUAAAUGCUUCUCUCUCUCUCUCUCUCUACUCAAUUUCUUCACUCUGCAACUCCCAUGGCGUUUCGCAGAAACCCUAACAAAAAAUCCAAUUAUCCUCUCCUUAUCUUAACCCUCUCUCUCUCUACUGUGUUCAUCCUCUUCUACAUUAGCUCAUCUCCACUUUCCUCUGAACGAUUAUCAUCCUUUUCCAAUCCUAAAACCUUACAAAAUCUCUUUUUUAUUAAGCAGCCAUUAAUGAGGGAUAAGUUUUACCUGUACUGGGGUAAUAGGAUUGAUUGUCCGGGUAAGCACUGUGAUUCCUGUGAAGGAUUAGGGCACCAAGAAUCAAGUCUGAGAUGCGCUCUUGAAGAGGCCAUUGUUCUUCGAAGGACCUUUGUGAUGCCAUCCAGAAUGUGCAUUAGCCCUGUGCACAAUAAGAAGGGAAUCCUCCAUCAAUCUAAUGAUUCUCAUGUGGAGGAAAUAUGGGCAGCAAAUUUUUGUGCAAUGGACUCUUUGUAUGAUAUGGAACUCAUAUCCAAAACUGUCCCUGUCAUUCUUGACAAUUCAAAAGAGUGGUAUCAGGUGUUAUCAACCAGUAUGAAGUUAGGGGACAGGGGAGUGGCCCAUGUGGAAGGAGUUAGUCGGAUGGAGCUGAAAGAGAAUGGCUUUUAUGCCAAUAAAUUGUUGAUUAACCGUACCGCGAGCCCCCUGUCAUGGUUUGUAGAAUGCAAAGACCGAAAAAAUCAUAGUGCAGUACUGUUGCCAUACUCAUUCCUUCCUUCAAUGGCUGCCAAAAGAUUAAGAGUUGCAGCUGAUCUGGUCAAAGAGAGUCUUGGGGACUAUGAUGCCAUGCAUAUCCGGAGGGGUGACAAGAUAAAGAACAGGAAGGAUCGGUUUGGUGUGGAGAGGACCCUCCAUCCCCACCUCGACAGGGACACCCGCCCUGAAGCCAUUAUGUGUAGGAUCAAGAAGUGGGUCCCACCUGGUCGCACUCUCUUUAUCGCUUCAAAUGAAAGGACCCCCAGUUUCUUCUCUCCUCUCUCUAUGAGGUAUAAACUGGCAUAUUCUUCGAAUUUUAGCAGCCUAUUGGACCAGGUGGUUGCGAACAAUUACGAGUUGUUCAUGGUGGAGAGGCUGAUACUUAUGGGUGCCAAAACAUUUAUCAGAACCUUCGGGGAGGACGAUAACGGCCUCAGCCUCACCGAUGAUCCCAAGAAGAAUACCCGCAACUGGCAGAUCCCUGUUUACUCUUUAGAUGAUGUUUGUCAAACUUGAUGUUCUUUCUUUUUACUCUCAUACUUGUGUAGUAAUUGUAUCAUCCAUUUCCUCUCAUUGUAUUUCACAUUUUUUCCAUGUGGUUUCCUGGUUUGGGAUAUGAUUUUUGAAGGACCAAGGCUGGCAUGAGCUGUUCAAAUGUAAUAUAGAA